AAAUGAAUCCAUUCAAAGCUACAACCUGUCACACACAAAUCAAGAAUUACAUUUGACCAUUACUAAUUCUAUUAUAUAAGAAUUACACCAUAAACGAAUACAUUCAAAGCUACAAGGUGUCACACACAAAUCAAGAAAUGACAAACACCCGCUUCAUCUCCACCACCAGCAUUCAACCAGCAACUGCUGAUAAAGAGCUUCCUCAAAGAAUCGAGUUGACUCCAUGGGAUCUGGCACUCCUCCUUGCAGAUCCAAUCCAAAAGGGUCUUCUCUUUCACAAACCCACUUCCCAACUUCCGACAAACACUUUGAUUCACCACCUUAAAUCCACCUUUUCCGCUACCUUAGAUAUAUUUUACCCUCUAGCUGGUCGUCUCGCUUUGGUUCAAAACGACGACGUUGAUUGCACCUCUUCAUUUUUUCUUCACUGCAAUGGUGAAGGAGCCCAGUUUCUACACGCUUCUGCCAAUGACAUCACUGUGGCUGAUAUUCUUCAACCCCUCAACAUUCCAGACGACAUCGUUGACUCUUUCUUUCCCAUGAAUGAAGUAUCGAACUAUGAAGGGACUUCCAAACCCUUGCUAGCAGUCCAAGUGACCGAGCUGGUGGAUGGAAUCUUCAUCGGUUGCACGAUCAACCACACCGUUCUCGACGGAACAUCCUUCUGGCAUUUCUUCAACACUUGGUCUCGAAUCUCUCGCAGCUGCGGCGGUGGUGAUGAUGGUGAUGGUGAUCGAGUUUCAGAGUUUCCUCCGGUUUUUGACCGACGUCAGUAUCUGCACGGUAUCGUUGAACUCCCACUUCGGAUUCCUUUUCCGCGCUACAACGAAAUCCCCAAGAAGCCUACACCGCCGCCAUUGAAACAAAGAAUGUUCCAUUUCUCUAGAGAAAGAAUUGCACAGCUUAAAGCAAAAGCCAAUGCAGAGAUGGAAACCGAUAAGAUCUCAUCUCUUCAAACGCUCAUGGCUCAUCUUUGGAUAUCCAUAACCCGUGUCCGAAAUCUCGAAAAGGAUGAAUCGGUCACUUAUGGGAUAACGAUGGGUAUGAGAGGGAGAACAAAGCCUGAAUUGCCACAACACUAUUUGGGAAACUCCAUUAAGCUUGAGAUCGUAAAGACCACCGCCGGCGAGCUCCUAGAGAAUGGAUUAGGAUGGGCGGCGUGGGAGAUGAACAAGGUGAUAGCUUCGCAAACGUCAGAGGAAGUGAGAAAGUUCAUAGAGGAUUGGGGAAAAAACCCUGUAGUAGUAAAUCCUGGGCAAGUGAUUCAAAGUAAGUGUACAAUGUUAAUAACAGGUAGUUCACCAAGGUUCAACGUGUAUGGAAAUGACUUCGGUUGGGGAAAACCAAUUGCUGUUCGAAGCGGUCCUGGAAACAAGCUCAACGGCAAGUUAACUGUAUUUCCUGGAGCUGAACAAGGAAGCAUUGAUUUUGAAGCUUGUCUUUCGCCUGAGAUACUGCAGGCUUUGGUGGAAGAUGCAGAGUUCAUGGAGUUGAGAUACUAACCACAUCAUAGUCUGUCAAAAAAUUUGACUCAGUUUUUUUUCGUUUAAAAAAAAUAAUAAUAAUAAUAAAUCGACCGAGUUGCUUGGACUAACAUUGUCGAUUAAUUUUCUUUUUUGUAUUAUGUCAUGUGGUGAGUUGCUACACGCAUUUACUUUUCAUACAUUGUAGAAUUUGAUGUUGUUAUAAUCCGUAUAUUACCAUGAGGCAAAGGGAAAUUAAAAUAAAAGCAUAUGCAUGAGAUGUGCAAUUAGUUA
Molecule: messenger RNA, 1757 nt
Organism: Ziziphus jujuba (common jujube)
Lineage: Eukaryota; Viridiplantae; Streptophyta; Magnoliopsida; Rosales; Rhamnaceae
Exons: 1
Coding region: 138-1502 (454 amino acids)
Source: RefSeq, a predicted model, not a curated record